This is a messenger RNA of Drosophila arizonae, 674 nucleotides long. RefSeq names its product Reduction in Cnn dots 4 (gene Rcd4). Lineage: Eukaryota; Metazoa; Arthropoda; Insecta; Diptera; Drosophilidae. The record is from RefSeq and is a predicted model, not a curated record.
AUUGUAGACAUUUGAAAACUAAUCCAAAUUCGCUUUGUAAAAAAAAAAAAAAUAAAUAAAUUAAGUAAAAAUUCAAAAUGCCGCAUAAGCGCAAAACACGCUUGCAGUAUAAUCCAAAACAAGUGUCACGCCGGGUGCAGUUAGCGUCAUCAGCGCCAAACGUUUGCGUUAAAGCACACAAUGGCGCCACCGACGAAAACUUUUCGCCACCAGAAGAAAAGAAGGUGCAAAAGGCACCCAUAGUUCCUCAAGAGACUGCGCCCAAUAAGUUUGCAGUGCCGCAGUUCAAUACCAUGGUGCGCACCCAGGUUGAGGUCAAUUCAGUUCGGAAUAUGCGCGUGGAUCUUCAACUGGACCUAACGCCACGCACCAAGGCGUCUAUUGCACCCAAGGUUGUCAAGAAGCUGAACUUUCCAUCAACACAAACAGUAUUCAAGGACUUGAUACCUAUCAACGUGAACGACUCGUUGCGUGAAAUGGAGCGACCGAGAACGACAAAACCUCGGGAUUCCAACAAAUAUAAUAUGGCCGAACCAAUACUCACCGACUAUCUAGAGAAAAUUGAGUAUGUGCAGCUUUUAAUGCCCGAGCCGGAGCUGACAAUGGAUUUUACAUUCGAUGAAUUUGAUUUCCUGCAUGCCUACACGAAUUGCUAUCGCUACAUAUAAAGACAA